This is a messenger RNA of Adineta ricciae, 201 nucleotides long. Lineage: Eukaryota; Metazoa; Rotifera; Eurotatoria; Adinetida; Adinetidae. The record is from the annotation of a GenBank genome assembly.
AUGUGUAUUCCGGACAUUUGCCCAUGCUCUGAUUCAUUAGACAUCUGCCUGUGUUGUAUACCACUCGAUUUACUUUGUUGCUGUUUACCUUGUUGUCGGCCACGUGAAAGAGUUGUGUACGUGCCUUCGGCACAACCCAUGUAUGCACCACCAGCACAAGGUUAUCCCUAUGUUAUUAGAGAACCUAUGCAACGUUAUUGA